Molecule: messenger RNA, 711 nt
Organism: Salpingoeca rosetta
Lineage: Eukaryota; Choanoflagellata; Craspedida; Salpingoecidae
Exons: 1
Coding region: 1-711 (236 amino acids)
Source: RefSeq, a predicted model, not a curated record
AUGGACCAUUGGAAGGCUGCCAAGCACCUUCUUCGCUACAUCAAGGGCACCUUGUCCUACACCAUCAAGUACGCCGCCACUGGCGACACCAGCAACGGCAGCACUGCCGACGGCGUGCUCUCAGCGUACUCGGAUGCGUCGUUCGCCUCCGACGUUGACACGCGACGUUCCCGCACGGGCUUCGUCGUCUUCUGUUCCACGGGCCCCGUGUCCUGGAACUCCAAGCUGCAGGCCACCGUAGCCACAGCCUCCGCCGACGCGGAGUACAUGGCUCUCGCAGCCACCGCACAGGAACUCAUGUUCCUUCGCCAACUCCAGGAGGAGCUCACCGGCGCCGUCCUGUGCGAGCCCACGCUCGUCCACACGGACAACCAGCCGGCGCAGCGCGUUGCCGAACACGCCGCCUCGCGCAUGCGGCACAUCCUCGUCAAGUACCACUACAUCCGCGAGUGCGUCGACACAAAGAGGAUUGUGCUGAGCUACCUCGCCACGGAGCAUAUGAUCGCAGAUCUUCUCACGAAGAUCCUCCCUCGGCCCAAGACGGCUCAAUUCAGCGCACGCCUCUUCUGCCUUGCAACAGGCAGCAAGAAAGCAUCCACAUCAUCUGGUCUCACACGGGUCGCCGCUCACGCUGCAUUCACCAACGACGUGGCAGCCCCUGACGGUUCACAGGCACCACAGGCCAUGUGCCUUACACCAGGCCUCGUCUGA